Sclerotinia borealis F-4128 is the source of this 3207-nucleotide messenger RNA. NCBI's taxonomy places the organism in Eukaryota, Fungi, Ascomycota, Leotiomycetes, Helotiales, Sclerotiniaceae. The record is from the annotation of a GenBank genome assembly.
AUGGCUACCGAGGAGUCGUACACGGAGAAAGGAGAUGAAGCGUCUCCAAAUCUUGCAAGGGGAAAAGGUGAGAAUGAAGAAGCUCCAAUGGCAGAUGGAGUCUCGAAAAGAGGAACUGGACAGACAGAAAUGAAGAAUGAGGAGAAGAAGCCGUCCAAGUUCAAGGAGAUGUGGGGGAAACUUGGACUCGAUGCGCCGACAUUGAUGAUGAUGUUCAAGGGAUCCGUAGGUCCUACUAUUGCCAUUGCUUUUUAUGAAGCCGAUUCGGUCGCGAAAACAUAUACAACUUUAGGAUAUUUGGUAGCUAUCAUCUCCGUCAUUAGUAUGCCUAUUAUGCCAAGGGCAAAGUUUUUUCAAACCAUGAUACUCAACAUUUUCGCCGUCUGCAUUGGAGCUUCAAUUGGACUUUUGGGACUGUGGAGCAGCAUCAAAGCUCGAGAGCAUACUUCCACACCAGGGGUAGUACAAUCUUAUAAUUCCUCGCAGGCUGCAGUAUGCGCCAUCUGGUUGUUUGUCAAUAUAUGGUUUGCGAAUCUGUUGCGUGCCAAGAGUGCCUCCUUGAAUCUUCCGGUCAUCAUGUAUAGCAUCUUUUCGAAUAUCGCUUUCACAUAUGGGCCACUUUUCUCUACCGUCGCAGCAGCUGAAUCUCUCAUCAAACAAAUGCUGAAGUCUUUUUUGACUGCCUUUGCUAUAAGCACGGCGGUUAAUUUGUUCGUCAUACCUGUCUCGUGUCGUUUGGUUGUUUUCAAGGGACAAGCCGGAUACAUUCAGUUGAUGAGGGGCGUGCUCAAGGCUCAGACGUCAUAUCUACAGAGUCUGGAGGAAAGUGACAUGUUUGCGGGUCCUCCUGCUGAGGAUACUGAUGCCUCUUCUGGCAAUCCAUCCGUUGAAUCCGAUAAAAGCGGUACAAGACAUUCCCAUCCAACACUGUCUCCGGAGGCUAAGAAAUUAAAGGGGGCAAUCGAUGGCUUGCGUGGAUUACAUGGAAAACUUUAUGGAGAUAUGCCAUUUGGGAAGAGAGAGAUUGCCUGGGGGAAAUUGAACGCAAAGGAUAUCGACAAAAUAUUCAACUUGUUCCGAGAUAUCAUGGUCCCACUGUUGGGAAUGAGUACUAUCACAGAUAUCUUUGUACGAAUCGGCGAAAGACGCGGUUGGGUCAAGUCUACAGGUUCUAGAGAUCGUUCUGAGCAAUGGGAACACAUGCCAUUAGAAAGUAAGGCAGAAGAAAAGAGGUUGUGGAAUGAAGUGAUGAAAACCCUCCACGAGCCAUUCGCUAUCGUGACUGCGGUCAUGGACCAAGGUAUGGAACAUGCAGCACUUACUCUGGAGCUUGUUCCUCGGCCAAAGAAGAAAUCUGGCGACGAUGUCGAGACUGCGGAUGAACAAUCAAAACCUGGUGAUGCCGGAUUUCUCGCUUACAUGGAACAGACUUUGAAUGAGUUUUACAAAAAACGUGGUGCAACGUUGAAGAAAUGGGCGCAGGAAAAGGGUCUGUCUGCGGAACGAUUUGAUGCAAGUAGGCCAAUUCCUGCCGCGGGAGAAACUGUUACUGCAGAUGAAGCCGAGCAUAGAAGAGAUCAACAGCAAUUAUAUCUUAUUCUUUUCAUGGAAAAUCUCCUCUAUACGGCCGGUCUUGCAGUAAUCAAAUUGGUCCGGUUUGCGGACGGGAAAGUAGAAGAUGGGACUAUGAAGAAGAAUCGUUUGAUUAUGCCAGGUCAACGACGAUUGAAGAAAUGGAUUCUUGGUAUUGCAAAUGCAGAUACAACCGUGGAUAGCAACACCCCAGAUAAUCAAGAGGCCGGCAUAAACAAUGUCUAUAUGGGCUCAGGAUUUAAUCCUAGGAAGGACCCCGAACAUCUGCCACCCACAACUGUUUGGCAGCACUUUGGAAACGGGCUUAGAACUAUUCCAAGAUUUUUAGGCAGCCCUGAAUCAGCGUUUGGUUUCAGAGUCGCCUGCGCAACCUUGACUUUGGGUAUCGUUGCAUUUCUCAAAGAUACUCAUGUCUUUUUCCAGCAGCAAAGAUUGGUUUGGGCUUUGAUCAUCAUUGCCAUCGGUAUGACAAUGACUUCAGGCCAAUCGAUAUUUGGAUUUUUGGCUCGUAUAGCUGGAACUGCACUAGCAAUGGUCUCCUCGAUCAUCAUUUGGUAUAUUGUUGAUCAAAAGACCCCAGGAGUCAUCGUAAUGCUUUGGUUUUUCAUAUUCAUGGAGAUGUAUCUUUUUAUAAAAUUCCCUCGCUUUAUACCGGCUUGGCUCGUAUUUAUAGUCACUCAAGUCUUGAUUGUCGGCUACGAACUGCAAGUCAGAAAAAUUGGAAUUGCAGCAUCGACUAGUUCAGGACAACCCUAUUAUCCGAUUUAUGAGCUUGCUCCAUACAGACUUGCCUGUGUUGCAGGAGGAUCUUUUGUGGCUUUUAUCUGGACCUUCUUCCCAUAUCCGCUCACAGAUCGCAGCUGGUUAAGAAAAGAUUUGGGGGCAACUCUCUACAUCUUGGCAAACUACUACUCAACAGUUCAUUCAACUAUUCAUUCUCGAAUGCACGGGACAGAAGGGGAUAUGUCAUUGAAGACCAGUCCUGGUCGCCGCCUUGAGAAGGCUCGGAAUCGGAUGUUUGGCAAGCUUCUCUUACUUCUACCGUCUCUUCAACAACAUGCUGCUUGGCAGAAAUUUGAGCCUACGAUUGGAGGAAAAUUCCCUCGUGAGACUUAUGAAAACAUUACGCAGAGAUGCUCAAAUAUCAUGGGCUACCUCGCAUUGAUGUCCUACACUACAAAAGCCUGGGCAAGAGACGUACAUGCUACCACCGAUACUCGUAGCAAAUGGCUUCGUGAUCUCGCUGUCGUCAUGGAAGAGGUUGAACCCACCACCCACCAAGUAACCUCAACCCUUGCCCUCCUAUCUGCCGCGAUCACCUCGGGCGUUGCCCUUCCCCCUUUCAUCCAACUUCCCCAACCUUAUAGCCUCCAUCGCCGACUCGACGCUCUCGAUAGUGGUAUUCUAGACUCAAGGCAUGUGGAAGAGCCAGGCUACAGUGCUUAUGCUGUCAUGCAGGUGGCGAGUUCAUUAGUGACGGAUGAUUUAGCUAGGUUGGUGGAUUAUGUUAAGGAGUUGGUGGGGGAGACGGAUUUCUCGUUUACGGUUGGGGGCAGUGAGAAUAAUCUGACGGGGUUGGAGGAAAAUGGGAGAAAGGGAAGAAAGAGAGAUUAG